GCCGCCAGUUUAGGUUAGGUAACCGGUAUUUGUUGAGCUGUAGAGUAGCUUUCGAUUUUUUUCUCAUUUCUUUUGUUAUAAAAAUAUCAGUGAUAGUUUCAGUUGAAAAAAAGAAAAUGGAUAAAACAAAUGUCAAUUUUCGUGUAAAAGUUGAUCUCUCGAAAUUUUUUCAAGAUCAUCGAAAAAUCAGUUGGGUUUUUGUCGACAGGACAAAGACUUCAUGCAUUAAACAUCUAAAAGAUCAUAUUGCAAAAAUUUUCGGCAUUCAAAACUUUCAUAUUCUUAGCGAUUCAGCAAAUUUGCCAUGUGAUGAAAAUGUUAGCAUUAUUCAAUACGAUAAUCUCAUAACCCUUGUUCCCGGAAGCUCUGUAAAUAAUAAUAAUAAUAAUAAUAACAAUUCAGUCAGCACCUUCGAUGAAAAAGAAGUACAAACAGAUAAAGACGAUUCAAAUGAAGAUGAAAACACGACUGUUCUCUCUGGAUAUACAUUGCCAGAGACAACGAACGUUACAAUGUAUCAUAGUUUAUUAGACGAAUCAGAAGCCGGUAGUAGUACGGCGGAAUCAAAAGAAAUGGACAGUAUAAUGACCGAAGAUUUAAGUUAUGAUACAAACACGCCAGCAAAAAGAAAACGAUCACGUCGAAAGCGAAUCAAGAGGCUUGACACAUCUUCAAAUUCAAAAAUUGACAAUUCUCCUCAGGAGGAAAAACGAAAACCAAAGAUUAUUGACCAAGUUGUGUUGAGUACGGGGAAACAUAUUCGUUUCAGUAAUCAUGAUGAAGAAAUUAUAUCCCCAAAUAGUUGUAAAUCUCCCAACAUUUCAGAAUUUCAAAGUAAAUUCAUUGAAUCUCCAAUUAGUAAAAGUUCCUCAUCAAACAGUUUAGAUGCUCUAUUGAGUCUAAAACAAUGCUCAACUCCAUUGACAUUUUCUUGCACAAAAAAUAAUAAUAAACAAAUAAAAUCCUCAAAAAUAAUAACUCCAAUACAUGAGGAUAUAGAAAAUCUCACAGAAUCUGAUAGAAAUAUGAUUUCACAAAAGGAGAAAAGUUUUGAUAUUAAUAGUUAUGAUAGUAAGGAGGUAGAAAAAAUUCCAAUUUUGACGACAAAUCCACAAGAGAAGGACACUGUUGCUUUCAAAAUGUUUAAAAUGGGAGACAAUUAUACGCCUGAAAUUUCAAAUUUCAUGUAUGGCGAAAUCAUCCAUGUGCAUCCAAUAACAAAUCUGUUUACUAUUAAAAUUUUACAUGGUCAACAAGAAAUAGAAGAGCCAAAAGGAAAAUUCACUCUUCCUACGGAUGAUGAAGAAACUCAUACAGAUAUUAUCAAAGUUACUCACCCUCAACUUCAUGAACUAAAAUUACUCUUUAGAAAAGAGAAACUUAACGAAUAGUAAGACUUUUCGCAUUUAUCGAUAAUUUAUAUGGUUAUUUUUUUUUUUUAGUUAAUUUUAAAUGUUUAAAACAAAAAUCAAUAAUGACUAUGAAAUGGUUAUAUUUUGUUUUCAAUUCAAAUGAAUAGAACGGAGAAAAUUAAAACAAAAGUUAGUCAACAACUUUACAUUUUUGUAGUUUUUUUUU
This is a messenger RNA of Leptopilina boulardi, 1578 nucleotides long. Its product is annotated as coilin. Gene Ontology annotation, molecular function: U2 snRNA binding; U1 snRNA binding. Gene Ontology annotation, biological process: spliceosomal snRNP assembly. The transcript has 5 exons. The coding region runs from base 117 to 1391 and encodes 424 amino acids. Gene Ontology annotation, cellular component: Cajal body. The record is from RefSeq and is a predicted model, not a curated record. NCBI's taxonomy places the organism in Eukaryota, Metazoa, Arthropoda, Insecta, Hymenoptera, Figitidae.